Molecule: messenger RNA, 1195 nt
Organism: Raphanus sativus (radish)
Lineage: Eukaryota; Viridiplantae; Streptophyta; Magnoliopsida; Brassicales; Brassicaceae
Product: glycine-rich protein 23
Source: RefSeq, a predicted model, not a curated record
UUCAAAUAGAAACGUUUUUCUAUAGGGAAAAAGGAAGUUUUCUAGCCUUGAUCGAGUAUUGUAGACCAUCUUGCGCGUGAAGCAUUUUUUAUAGUCUGGUCACUCUAUGAUAGAUAAACUGAGAACAAAUUAAAGGGAAAUAAGAAGUUGGUAGGUUCCGUAUGGGAGAUGCAUGUGCAUGAGAUUAGUUAAAUUAAUUGCUUAGGAGUUAGGAGGACUGAUAGUUAAGAAUGGAGAGAACAUAGUAUAAAAAAGGAGAGGAAGGAGGGAGUGAGAAGUGAAUAUAGUUCGAUGUUUUGAUAUAUACUGAUAGUUAAAAUGGAGAUUAUAAGAGAGGGAUCAUCAUCAAACCAGCUGGUGUGUUUAUUGUUUGGUAUUGCUUCUGUUGUGUUGGUGCUGAGCUCAAACUAUGUUGAUGGGUUACGAGACUUAAAGGAGAGAGAUGGAAUUGAGAGUAGGUCUGUGAGUGGUACUACGUCUUCAAGGGUUUUGGACUCCAAGAACUUUUACACGAAUGUUUCGACCGUUGGGUUUGAAAAUGCCUUAGUUGGUGAAAAUAGCAAUGCAAACAAGAGUAGCAAAUGUGAGCCCAAAAACAGUGGUGGUGGUGGUGGAGGCGGAGGCAGAGGUAGCGGAAAUGGCUCAGACUGGCUGGGUGGUGGAGGAGGUGGCGGUGGUGGCGGUGGUGGUGGUGGUGGUGGCGGUGGUGGUGGUGGUGGUGGUGGCGGUGGAGGAGGAGGCGGUGGUGGUGGCGGCGGUGGAGGAGGAGGCGGCGGCGGUGGUGGUAGUAGUGGUGGUGGAGGUCGUGGCGGCAGUGGGGGAGGAGGAGGUUGGGUAGGAGUAGGCGGAAGUGAUGGGAAGGGCGGAGGAUGGGGCUUUGGAUGGGGAUGGGGAGGUGAUGGACACGGCGGAAACGGUGGUCGUUGUUGGUAUCCCGGCUGUGCUAAAAAAACAAAGGGAAGUCAUAGUUAAAUCAGACACACACUAGGGAGCUAUGAUAUGCCUUUUAGCCAUGCUUUUUCAUCACUACAUACACAAUAAUCCCACUGUUUUGUAACCCUUUUUUCUUUGUUUUGCACUUUUCAAUGGCUUAAGAACAACAGGACGAUUAAUUCCGUUGUUAAUUUCCUUUGUAUGUUAAGUUCUUCGAUUGAAAAACUAAAUAAUACUGUUUCCCGAUUGUUUGUUCUUACUU